UGCGGCGCUGCGGCGGUUUUACUACGCAGUGCGGGGACGCGGAGUAGAUGUCGGCAGGGAGGACCCAGAUACAAUAUUGACGUUAUCCCCAGACUUAAUUUAAAAUGUAUUUAACUCAAAGGCUGUAGUAAACCUUAGAUAAAAUAAUGGGAAGGAGUAUAGGUGUUGUUUCGUAUGUUGAAAACCUGGUUGCAUCCACCGAGCAAAGACUUUUGAUAUUCAGGAGGGACUAGCUUUGUUAAAGCAAACUAGCUAGCAGCACAGGCUAGCUGUGCAGAGAGGCUACCUUGCUAGCGAAGCUGCAGCCUUGCUGCGGCCCGCAUCGCACCUCCUAGCUAGCAUCCGUCGUAUGCACAGGGGGAAACAUGGUGUACCUUUUAAAUCCUGUAGAAAACCUAAGAAGCUACAUCAACAACCGUCCACCUCUGGUCAUUUUUAUGAUCAGCGUCAGUGCGGUGGCCAUCGCCUUCCUGACCAUCGGCUAUUUCUUUAAGAUUAAAGAGAUAAAGUCUCCAGAGUUGACAGAGGACUGGAACACCUUUCUGCUGCGUUUCAAUGAGCUGGACUUCUGUGUGUCGGAGAAUGAGACGAUAAAACACGGCCUGAACGAGUCCACCACACCAGAGAGCAUGGUUGUAACCAGCGGUCAGGCUCGUUCCAGCACCCAGGCCCCCCUCCUGCUGGAGGACUCGGGUCCCAUUAACAUCUCAGUGCCCAUCACCCUCACACUGGACCCUCAGCGCCCAUUUGGAGGGUAUUCUCGCAAUAUCACCCACCUGUAUGCCACAGUGCUGGGGCAACAAGUUGGCCUAUCUGGCCGGGAAGCCCAUGAAGAAAUAAACAUCACGUUCACUCUGCCCGUAUCCUGGAACUCGGAUGACUGCGUGCUGCACGGCCACUGCGAGCAGGUGGUGUUCAGCACUUGCUUGACGAUCACAGCAGCCAACAAUAUCUUCCCAGUCACAGUCAGGCAGCCACCACACUGCGUGCCGGAGACGUACACCAACGCCACAUCUUGGUACAAGGUGUUCACCACCGUCCGGGACUCAGACACCAAGUACAGCCAGGACUACAACCCCUUCUGGUGUUACAAAGGAGCAAUCGGAAAGGUGUAUCAUGCACUCAACCCAAAGCUCACCGUCAUCGUUCCUGAUGACGACCGCUCCCUCAUCAACCUCCACCUGAUGCACACGAGCUACUUCCUGUUUGUCAUGGUCAUUACUAUGUUCUGCUAUGCAGUCAUAAAGGGGCGACCAGGCAAAGUGCGACAAACCAACCCCGACUUCUGUCCUGAGAAGGUACAACAGACACCAGCAGUGCUAUAUGACCUCAACAGGUGGCAUUGUCAGAGGGUUAAAAAGACAUCUGAGAACUGUGCCAGAGGUUACCUGUAACAUGGACAAACAAAAACAGAAGAAAUAAAAAAAUUAAACUUCCCAGUUGCCUAGUGGACCCUGGAAAUACAAUAAGGGACACAAAAGCUCUGUGAAUGCAUUACUCUCGCAAUGUUGGGUUUCUCCAACCAAAGAUAUACAAGUGCCUGUAUCUGUGGUGUACAUAUUUGUAGGAACCUUUUUGUUUUUGUUGAUUCUUAAUGUUUGUUUAGUUGUUUGUUUUAGCCUGAGUCCCCAGGUGCCAUGCCAGAACAUGCAGUAUGUAAAAGCAGGACAACUACAAAGAUUUCCCCAGCAGUCGUUUCAGGUCAUUUCAUGGACCUGAACAGAUUUCUGAUCACUUCUCUGCAUUUCAAGGACGAGCCAGUGUGUUCCUAUCCCACCAUGGCGAAGCAUGAUAAAGACACAGAAGUAGUUGUAGAUGCUCGGCUCACGUUUUUUCAUGAAAUUCUCUGUCGCACUUUGAACGGGAAGGAGACGGAAGUAGCACUUUUAGCAUAAGUUUGUUUAGAACAUCCACAUUUUAGAUGGUACAGUCAAAACUGAAUUUGUGCAGUUGAUUCUUCAGAUCAAGCCCUAGAGUCUAACUUUUAAUCCUCUGGAAGUGAUCACCGGACUGUCCCCGUGGACAGCAGAGGACGUCGUCUCAGUGUGUGUCCUUUUAGGCUGAAUGGCCUUUUUAAUGGCAGGUAGAAAAGCUGCAGAACGGCUGUGGUUUGUGUCAAAAUCAGUUCCUCACAGGGACACGUAUGUGUCACGCUAAUGUCUCUCUGCCUUUUGUUUUCCUUCAUCACCCGUCAUGCCUGUUAUGUCUUCUGUUUGCCGCCAGCAGCUGUGCAGCAGUUUUAAGCAACGUCGUCUCUGUUGCACCUGGAUGAAACGGAACAUCUUGCCUUACCUGUGGGGGACUUGUUUGUUUUUAUAAGAGGAAGGAACAUCAUCGUCUGGCUUUUCCACCCCUACUUCCACAGCCAAUCAUCUCUAAAUGUCCUUCCAGUGUCAUGAGCCUGGUGUUUAAAAUCAGAUCUUUUUUUCUAAAGAUCCAGUGUCUAGGUAGGGACAUCUAGUGGCAGUGAUGGCAAGUUGCAAUGAACUACAAAAAAUAAAUAAAAACGACUUGAUUUCUCAUUCAAAGGUAAUAAAGACAUCAGUUCCUAUUUUUCCUGUUCUCCAUCUCUGCCAAUAGAUUUCCCUAAAAGGUUAGAUGCUGAAAAUUUUAUGUAAUUGCUAAAUUGCUUUUGGGAUUUUAUUUUAUAUGUUUGCACAGUUGGUGCACUUUCAGAUUUCUUGCACACUUUUUUUUUUCUGUUUGUUUUGUAUAAGCUCAUGUCAGCCGUGUGAUACUGAAUGAACUAGUAGGCCUCUAUGUAAAAAUAAAUAAUUAUAUCUAUAUGAUUAUAUUUAUGAUUAAACACAAAGUAAGUAUUUUGUACCACAACUAAAUGUGCAAAAACUCUUGAGUGUGUGAGUUUAGGACAUGUUUAGAGGUGGCUGUAGACCUCUGUUGUCGGAAAUCUGCCUCCAUCUGCAGCCGUCGUGUCGGACUGAAUCUCCCUGAUUUAUUUUGACAAUCAUCUCUUCUGAGUAAGGAAGGGUUGUGUGAUCAGAUUAGGGUUUGUUUCCAAACUUUCCUCCACUUUUAACGGAGCAGAAUCGGAGAACAGAGUGCUCUGCAGAACGUCCUCCUACGUCAUAUGAUUUCCUGUUUCCAAUAGCAAUUGCUGAUAACUUUUACUUACCUCUGUACUAUAAUUUUGUUCCAUAUUUAAUGUACUCGUUGAAUGUACUUUUUUAUAAGAAGCAUAAUCUAAAUCUCAGAUGCAGGAAUUCCAAGUGAUUUUAAAAUAUGUAGAUUUAUUUUUGUUCUGUUUGAAAGGCUUUACUUGAAUUGUGUUUGAGUGAUUAAGGUUUUAUCUUCAUUUGUGGCAGAAUUGAAUCUGUCGUUUCAUUGUAUCAAACACUACAUCUGUUGGGAUUGUUUGUAAGUUGGUGAAUGAGGGAAAGAUGUUUGAGUUUGGUUUUUAUGGUUGUGGUUUGUCUUAUUUCCCCACUGAAUGAUUUUUAGUAUAUAAGUCUUCCUAACUCUGAUGUGCUUCGCAUUCGAGCAUGAAUCUGUUGCUUUUACCGUCAUCACGAGCUCUCAUGCUCCCACAAUUUGACUUCUGGCAGCUCUUGGAUGGGAAGCGGAUGGAGGAGUGAUUGGCAGGGUGGAUGCUGGUUAAGGGAAUCUGAAGAUGUGAAUGUAGUCAUGUUUCCCCCUCUUCUUUUUGCCAAACUGUCAGGAUGAAUAUUAGUAGCCUGCGUGUUCCUGCUUCUUCUCCCUCCUGUUUUCAUCUAUGGGUAUAAUUGCGUCUCUAACUGCAGAUUGCCUUAACAUUGUCUCUGCUUCACAUAUUGUAAAAGACACUGGCUUAUCAGUAACAAAUGUAAAGAUGAGACUUGUUUUUAUCACUUAAGAGCCGUAAGAAGCCCAAAUGACCGCACCUGGCCAGUCUGUAUUUAGAGGAAUGGUUUCCUAAGGAGCAGCUGCCUGCAGUUGUCUUACUCCAAUAUAUCAAAGGACUGGAGUACAAGAAUAAGAGCCGUGUUCUAAGUUGCACCAUGUCACUGAUAUUUUACUUUAUAUUUAGCAAAACACACCUCCAAUAGAGGCUGCCAUUACUCUGUCAUGUUAGCGCUUACAGGCAAGUAUUAAGCCAACUCUGUGCCUUCUGCACUGUCCAGCUGCAUCCUUCUUGUACAUACAGUAGAUAGGACCAUAGGUUUUCGUGUGGCUAAGGCAUCAUUCAAACCCAUUUCCUCUCCGGUGGAACUGCUGUAAAUGAAUUCAAGUUGAAAUAAACAGUCUCUAAAAAUUAA
This is a messenger RNA of Melanotaenia boesemani (Boeseman's rainbowfish), 4253 nucleotides long. It is a transcript of the gene tmem248, whose product is annotated as transmembrane protein 248. Bases 366 to 1394 code for a protein of 342 amino acids. NCBI's taxonomy places the organism in Eukaryota, Metazoa, Chordata, Actinopteri, Atheriniformes, Melanotaeniidae. The transcript has 7 exons. The record is from RefSeq and is a predicted model, not a curated record.